AGAGCUGAUGUGAUUGGUCAAUUAGUGGGAAAACAAAAUCCGAAUCGGGCUGCCUGUCUAAACGCAGUCCAUUUGAUUGAUCAUAUCAUUUGUUUAAGUGUUGUUUUUCUUAAGAGCAUUGCACAUUGUUUCCUCUGAUACAUCCAUUUUGGAAUACAUUUGAUUCUCUGCCGGCGGUAUCACUGGCGUUGUGGGUGUCUAGUUGGCAUAGGUGCUGAAACGUGGUACUUUGUGUUAGACCCUUUCAUAGCACUGAAACACAGUUCAAGGCAUCGUCGUUCAAAUCAAAACUAAAGUGUCUUGCUACAAAUUGGAAACAGUUCUUCAGUCCCGUUCUGAGAAAGGUCUGUUUUUAGUGCUAAAGGUUUGGCCACCGGUCACCUUUAACAUUUUUUUCAAUCUGCCUAAUAGUAUGUGACACAAUACUAAUGGUGUGUCAAUAGUGAAAAGGGGAAACAUUUACAGCGAGAAAACAAGAUCUGACUUACACAUUCCUACAAUCACUAGCUCAAGUUCAAGUUCAUUGCCCAUUUCAUACAGAAAUCAGCCAUCUCACCCUAUCUUAGAUUUUAACCACCCCAUUCUCUCCCUUCUUCCUCCCUCUCAUCCGCCACCACUAGUUUCCCCCUCCCUCUCUCAUCUCUCCAUCACGCCCCUCCCUCUCUCCACCUCUUAUCCAGAUGCAAAGAGCAGUCAGUAAUCGGAUGAGAGCAGAUUUGAAUCAAAAGGCUUCCUUUAAAAUCUCAGCCACUGGGAUUUAAACUCACUCUCUCCUGCAUCGCCUCUACACACAGCCCCACCCCCUUCUCUCUUUCUCUCUCUCUCCCCCUCCCUACCUCUCUCUCUCUCCCCCUCCCUACCCCCCCCCCUACGUCUCUCUCUCUCUCUCACCCCCUCCCUCUAUGUUAAUGCACUCCACUCUGUGACAACCUCUAGGAGCCAUUUAAUCACAUGCAACAAUGGCAGGCCGGGGUCUCAGGGACAGGAUGGCAAAAGGGCAAUAGCACAGUUGAAACACUUUAAAAAAACGGUCCCGUUUUAUUGGGUUAGGACUAUUUAUAAACGUAAUUUUCUCAGAGAACCAAAUAUAUGGCCUAAAUCAGAUGAAGGCUAGAUAAGGUGACCGUUGUGGAUACUACUCCCUUUAGGUGAAGGAGCAGGACACCUAUGUGCGCAGCUAACUUGAGAUGGAUGCAAUCGCCUUAGGGUUAAUUGUUUCAGGCAUUUCUAUAUUUAGACGUAUGAUUUACAGUGUUUUCACACAAGCAUGUAUCCUACAGUGCUAGACAGAUAGGAACAGCAAGGAACAACAGAAAGUGAAUAUCUUUCUCUGAGCCACGGCCUCUUCUCUCUCCCUCUCCCUUUCUCCUCACACAAAUGAGAGGCAAAUUAAUUUGGGAAUGAGAUUUGACAGAGACACUUUAGACAAAUAGAGAGAGCGAGAGAUUGCAGCAAAGGAACACGAUCAAAGCCAGGGAUAUAGGGUUUUCUUCUCCUGGUAGUUGUCGAGGAUUACAUCUGCUCACCUGAUUUCACUUCCUGUCUCCAUCGGUGACGACGCCUACCAACCGUUGCCAUGGGCGAAAUGGAGGAGCUGCGAAAGGAGGCGGACAACCUCAAAGAUCAGAUCACUGAGGCCCGAAAGGUAGUGCAGGACACCACCCUGCAGGAGGCGGUUGCCGGGACGACGCUUGUGGGACGUGUCCAGCUGAAGACCAGGAAGACGCUGAGGGGUCACCUGGCCAAGAUCUAUGCCAUGCACUGGGGCACUGACACCAAUUGUAGCAAGUUGUGUGUCAGUGCCUCUCAAGAUGGAAAGCUGAUAGUAUGGGACACCUUGACCACCAACAAGGUGAGCGCCAUCCCUCUGAAGUCGUCGUGGGUGAUGACGUGUGCCUACGCGCCCUCAGGGAACAUGGUGGCGUGUGGCGGUCUCGACAACAUGUGCUCCAUCUACAACCUCAAGGGCAAGGACGGCAAUGUCAAGGUCAUGCGGGAGCUGGCCGCACACACAGGUUACCUGUCCUGCUGUCGUUUCCUUAGCGACAGUGAGAUCAUCACCAGCUCUGGCGACUGCACCUGUGUUCUAUGGGACAUUGAGACAGGGACAGAGAAGACCAUCUUUGCGGGCCACUUGGGUGACUGCAUGUCCCUGGCCGUGUCCCCCGACUUCAAGAUGUUCAUCUCGGGGGCGUGUGACUUCACGGCCAAACUGUGGGACAUCAGGGAAGCCAGCUGCAGACAGACGUUCAGCGGCCACGAGAGUGACAUCAACGCCAUCGGGUUCUUCCCCAAUGGUAAUGCGGUUAUAACGGGCUCAGACGAUGCCACUUGUAAGCUGUAUGACCUGAGAGCAGACCAGGAGCUCAUCACCUACCAGGACUCGGGCAUCAUGUGUGGGGUGACCUCCCUCGCCCCGUCCCUCUCCGGCCGCCUUUUACUGGCCGGAUAUGAUGACUUCAACGUCAACAUCUGGGACAUGCUUAAAGCCGAGAGAGUGGGAGUGCUGGCUGGUCAUGACAACAGGGUGAGCUGCAUCGGAGUAUCCUCGGACGGAAUGGCAUGCUGCACAGGAUCCUGGGACAGCUUCCUGAAGAUAUGGAACUGAGCCAGUCCUCUAGUCUAGAGGACAGACAGAACGACAGACUAAGGAGAGGGGAAUAGAGGAAGAAUAUCAUGAAAACCUGGUAGAGGGAUGUGGGGGGAGACUAGCAAGCCAUGGGUGAAAGGUUAUUUAUUUUUAUUGUGCCAAGUCUUAUUCAAUUUGAGAGAAGAAUUGUGACGAGAGUCUGUCGUCUCUUCCUACUUCCGACUCUAAACUUGAGUUAGGCAGGGGGGGACUUUUGUAGAAAAACAUGAUCGUUGCAUCAAUGAAUGAUUGAUUUUAUGUCAAGGUUCAAACUGAAUUCUAGCGUUAUAUGUCCUAUGUCAUAAGAGCAGUUGCCAAAUGGAAACGGUAGAGAUUUGGAUGAAAUAACCGGAUACGACCACAAAAUAAUUGACCACUGAUAAGACUGUGUAGGUUUACAAUAACUAGGACGUGACAUGCUUUUAUAUGAGGCGAGUUAAACUGCUUGUCAGGGGAUCAAUAUGUAAGCAUCGAUUCGUUUGAAAGCUGAUGUUCGUGUGUUGGUUAGAAUUCCCUUGUUGAGUUAAGUUUUUUCUAUUUUUAUGGUCACAGAAUAAAAUGGUUUAGCCUGCAGAUUUCUA
Messenger RNA from Oncorhynchus tshawytscha (Chinook salmon), 3210 nucleotides. RefSeq names its product guanine nucleotide-binding protein G(I)/G(S)/G(T) subunit beta-3-like. Lineage: Eukaryota; Metazoa; Chordata; Actinopteri; Salmoniformes; Salmonidae. Bases 1577 to 2608 code for a protein of 343 amino acids. Gene Ontology annotation, biological process: G protein-coupled receptor signaling pathway. Gene Ontology annotation, cellular component: cytoplasm; heterotrimeric G-protein complex. Gene Ontology annotation, molecular function: protein binding; signaling receptor complex adaptor activity. The record is from RefSeq and is a predicted model, not a curated record. The transcript has 10 exons.